AUGUCUGCUUGGAAAUUAUCAUCUAUCUGUAUACCAAAGACGGAUUUGCCGGAAAACACUAUAACGCAUCAAAUCAAAGAAAUCGAUCAGUAUCCUUGGUCGAGUUUAUUUUGGUGUCAUACCAUUAAUCGUGUUCACAAUAAUUAUGAAUCCAUGAAAUAUCUUAACAAGUUUGGCUAUAAUCCUUGUGCGAACUCAUCGAACAAUGUGGCAUGCAGUGUUGACUAUCGAUCGAUGUUACGAGAUUUUCAGAAACAAUAUGGUCUGAAAAUGAGUGGUAUUUUGGAUGAGCUUACCAAAAAUGAAAUGAAUCGACCUCGAUGUGGUCUUCCUGAUACGACACCCGUUGCCUUGCACAGAUGGAUGCCGUCUCAUUCAACAUUAACAUGGUCUUUACGAAGUUAUCCUCGUCAAAUUCAGCAAGGACGAACAAGAGCUAUUAUACAAGAGGCAUUCGACACUUGGGCAUCUCAUAUUCCGCUUCGAUUUAAAGAAACAUGUUCAACAUGCCCAGCGGAUUUCAAAAUCGAGGUUGGAAGUCGUCGUCACAAUGGUUGUGGUGAUCAAUACUCAUUUGAUGGGCAGGGUGGGGUUCUGGCUCAUGCAUAUUAUCCACAAGAUGGCAGAAUUCAUUUUGAUGCAGAUGAAUUUUGGAUAGAUGCAUUUGACAAUUCUGGUGUUAAUUUUUAUUUGGUGGCUGUUCACGAGAUUGGUCAUGCUCUAGGUCUUGACCAUAACAAUGAUCGAGGAUCGAUCAUGUUUCCAGCUUACAACUUACAUCCGCGUAGUAAUAUGCUGCCGAACCGAGAUCGUGAAUCUAUUAAAGCCUUAUAUGGUAGUGUUAAUGGAGAUAACGGUGACUGUGAUGGUAGACGCUGUGGUUGCUAUAAUGGAUAUUGUUGGGCUUAUGUUGAUGCUGCGCAUACUAAUCGAGGUGAUUGGUGGUGUUACACGCAAAAAGCAGGUGUUUCUGGUAAACAAGGAAUAUGGCAAACAUGUUCUAGUGAUUCAGGUUGCUCUUGGGAUCGAACAUGUGGUAGCUGUAAUCAAUAUAAAGGGUUUGAAGAAGAAAAACGAGGUGUUUGUUGA
Molecule: messenger RNA, 1089 nt
Organism: Adineta ricciae
Lineage: Eukaryota; Metazoa; Rotifera; Eurotatoria; Adinetida; Adinetidae
Source: the annotation of a GenBank genome assembly